Molecule: messenger RNA, 327 nt
Organism: Aphanomyces invadans
Lineage: Eukaryota; Oomycota; Saprolegniomycetes; Saprolegniales; Verrucalvaceae
Exons: 2
Coding region: 1-327 (108 amino acids)
Biological process (GO): fucose metabolic process
Molecular function (GO): fucose binding; racemase and epimerase activity, acting on carbohydrates and derivatives
Source: RefSeq, a predicted model, not a curated record
AUGCCAACUUUCCACGUCCUCGACGCUGUGCUGAAGCUCUUCCCGUUGGACUCGUUCGACCAGUUUCAGGCCACAGUCAUGAAACAAGUGCACUCGAGCGAUGACGCGCCGAUUGUCCAGGAGUUUCAAUCGAUGCUGAACCACGCGUACCAGACCGUCGACGGGUCGUCCAAACCUGCUUCAAUUGCACGGGUCGAUCGAUUUGGAUUCUACGACAGAUCCAAGACAGUGUACGCCAUCGUGUCCACGGGAGAAUCUCGUCUGUACGGCAAUAUCAUCAUCAAGAAGGGGGUGAUCGAUGGGACCGGCAAGACUGUCCUCGUCUAG